Odontomachus brunneus is the source of this 9064-nucleotide messenger RNA. RefSeq lists its product as uncharacterized. The transcript has 19 exons. The record is from RefSeq and is a predicted model, not a curated record. Gene Ontology annotation, molecular function: G protein-coupled GABA receptor activity. Gene Ontology annotation, cellular component: G protein-coupled receptor heterodimeric complex; membrane. Gene Ontology annotation, biological process: gamma-aminobutyric acid signaling pathway; G protein-coupled receptor signaling pathway. Lineage: Eukaryota; Metazoa; Arthropoda; Insecta; Hymenoptera; Formicidae. The coding region runs from base 1384 to 7026 and encodes 1880 amino acids.
CCACGCGACGCGGCUGCUCCUUCACGUGCGGUGUAACAAAUUGCUCUGUUGAACGCAAGAUCGGCCACCUGGACGCAACACACCCCUAAAAGAAAAAGAAGAGUACACCAUUCGAGCGAGCGCUCAUCGCUCGUGUCGGGGGAAAUUCGCCGGGCGAAAGCAAAACGAGAAAAGAAAAACAAUUCAUCGGUCAACUCAAUUUGUCUGGGAAACAAUUCGUCAGCCGUUGUCUCGUUCCGUGUCGAGUCACAUCGCAUCGUGCUCGUCGUCGUCGUCGUCGUCGUAGUGCGCUUGCACUAGCCGAUACUGUCGGAGAGGGAAAAAAGAAGCGGAUAGCAAUCUAGGGUACACACGAAAAUGCACACGCCAUGUCCGAAACAAACUCUAGGGACGCGAUGCAUCAUUCCAUGAAUCUGCCCGCCAAAUUAAGCGCGGAGAAUUCCGGCUCGGUAUCAGCUCUCCCGAAAAUAGUUUAAUCCAGUGCAGUGCGAAUCGCCGCGCGGAACCACGACGACAGUCAUUUUACCGCCGAUUUUACGCCGACUGAAUGACUCGCGGCUUGGAUUGUUAGGGAGUCCUGCCUGUGAAAAGGCUGUCCUUUGAUCCCGCGACACUCGGAAUGUCGACAAGAUAGUAAUAGACUAGAAACACACGCCUACGCGGCUAUUCGUUUAAUGAUGAUGCACCGCCGCAUGGAAGACUCGUCGAUCGCGGCGUUUUAACCGAACAUCCUGGUGGCCGAGUGUGCUCCGAAAACAUUCAAUUACAACGCCGUUAGUUGAUGAGUGUAGGAAUAAUCUCAAAGUACUCGCCUCUGCGGGAGUAAUCGGAGAGGGUGAUCUUCAAGGAUUAAAGGGUGAAAGCGCGCGAGUGAAUGCUCAAUUAGAUUGGACAUGUCGCGCGAACGUAUAAAUUGGACGUGCCGAUAGAGAAGCUUAAUUGAGAAGAAGGUGUCGAGAUAAAUGGCAACCUCGGAGUACAGUUCACUGAGUGUUAACGCGUGCCAAAACGGCUGAAUAAUAAGGAGUUAGCCCCCUGAUCUGAUAUUUUCCGCGGGAUCAAAGGGUGAACGCUCGAUUCGAUACCACGUGCGUUCGCACAAAUUGUUGCGCGAUACAUUAAUUGAUCACGGCGAUAAAGCGACUUCGGCGACACACUUUUCUCCCCGGAGAGCCGUCGGGAUAAGUGACACCGCGGGUGAGAGCGAAAUUCGACCAAAGCGACCGAAUAAUAACGAGGGAUCACACGGAAAUUAGGAAAGGAACGCCGGGAUCGAUUUCUGGUGAAACCGAGAAAUGUGGCGUGGCGAGGAAUGCUGCACAACUCGACGAUGAGAAGGAACCGGAAGAACGUCCCGCGUCGUCAGAGAAUCGACGACUGAUUAUGACGCGCGUCCGCACGCGGCGGCAUCUCUCUCGUCUCCUUCUGUUGUUCUCUUCCUCCGGAGUCCUUCAAACACGCCAUUGCUUGACCCUUCUUCUUCUCGGCCUUACCUCUCUGCGCACAGUCUUACCAUGCGACGAGAAGACGAGGCCCCAGAGCCGUGACCCGAGCGCACUUCCUCGCUAUAUUGAGGUGAGAAGAUAUUCGCGGAGGGACUUCGACGCUCUCGAGGCGACCCCGGAAUGGACGCGAGCCGAAGCUUCCGAUAUGACUGGCCAAAGUGCUAACGACGUGGCCCGUGGUUAUCGUCGAGUCAGCGAUUCAUUAAAGGACGAACGAAGCCACGAUGGGCUCGGUCAAGUGACAGGACGAACUCACAUCAGCGAUGGUAGCUUUGUGAGCAACGCUGGCGAUCGAGCGCGCCAUUUGGGAACCGCGAUUAAUUACUCGGAACUCGAUGGUCUCUCGGACGAUCCCGUGGAAAAUCGACGAGUUGUUGACGCGAUCAAUCUGAAGAAUAUGAGGCAAAGCGAGGCGAGUGCGAGGAAUUGGCUCGGCCAUUUGGUGAGGAAGCGUGGUGACGCGUCGGUGUUACAAACCACUCUUUAUCACUCGGAGAAACAGGCUGUGAGCGAAAUCCAAUUCCAGGACAAUCGAGACUACGAUAAUGAAACAAGUUUGGCUAUUCCAAACGGACCAGCCGGCCGAAGUGUAGGCGAUUCAGCCAGCUUCGCCGUGCAUGAGCACGAUGCGGAGGUUGCAUUAAUCAAAGCUCCGCUUGAUUAUUCGAAUCAGUCACGUUUGCGCGAAUCUUCGAGUAUCAGUCAGCCUCAGGGGCUGAUGGGGAGCGGACGAGAUCGCGAUGAAACCGGUAUCGGUCCCGACGUAGCGCCAGGGCGAGCUGAUCCAGACGCCCGCGAUGCGUUCGAAACGCUCGUUAAUCGUGCGAAUGAACGCGCGAGCAAUUAUUUAGCCUAUCGAAGUUUGCGUGGAAACGAGGCCUCAAGUGAUAUGAGCGGGCGCGAUAUUGACGUAGUAGCGGCGAGGCAUCGCGACGAUUCACCGGGGAAUCGGAGCGACGGCAAGACUGUCGGUUUCGAGGCCACGAAGCAAACUCAUUUAGACGCUCGUAAUAUCUAUCCACUUGAUAAUCAAAACGGCAAUACACGCGACAGCACGGCCGAUUACCUCGGCGAGAGCAAUAACUUCGACGUGGCUAAUGAGUCUGCGAACUCGCUGAACGGUCCGUACGUCGAUAUCACCUCGGUUGACACACUUCUCGGCGAUGACUUCGACGAUGACGGCACUACCCCGAUGGAGGGCCGCGUCGAGCUAGACGAGAACUCGCCGGUUGAGAAUGGCAGCUCGGGAUACGCCGAUGAUUUCUCGGAUAUUCUCGGCGAAACGGGAACCCGCACCGUUGUUGCUUGUGACAAGAGCAUGUGCCGCGAAUCGGAUGAUAACGAUAUUCGGGUAGUUAGAGCGAAAAAGUUCGGCAGAGCAGAGGAGUCGAGCGGCGAGCGGGGGAAUUUCGUUCAAGUAAACGACGUAUCCACGAUACCUGCCAACUACAGCGAUACCGAUAUCGACAGCGAAGCGCCUUUCACAGGCUUCGAGGGUUCUCAGAAAUUUCCCGUAAAAGUCAAUCAGAAGACGUCGGCGACGGCGGCGCAAGUCGAAAAGUUCGACAGGCGACACUUCGGCCCGCAUAAGGAGGACGUGCUCGAGGAAACAUCUACGUGGUACGCGAGCACCGUGGCCCCCGACCUGCCGAAGAGCUCUUCCAGAGAUGUGCUUCAUCGUCAACGCAAGACGAGCCUUGCUUACGAUGACGUCACGGAGACAAGCGAGGGAGACAACUCGGGCGACGAGACGAUCGAACCUAGCGAGAAGCGGAAUGACACCCACGAGGGAUCCUCCUGGCUACCCGGCACGUCGUCGGGCAGACGUUUGCCGAGUUUGCCAGCUGCCAAGUCCAGCCCCGACGAAAAACUCGCGACAACCACGGGCAUGGCGGACGGUGACUUGGAGGGCGCGACGCGCGGCGGGAGGAUGGAUAUUGGUGUAACAGUGUCGAGUGCGAAGUCGAUCGACAAGAUAAAUAUAACCAUCUUGGGUCUCUUCGAGAUGACGCACGGGUCGAUGCCGAGGCCGGAAGGAUCCAGCGAGCUCCAGGCGGCCAAAUUGGCGGUCGAUCGUGUCAACCAGUUGGACGUCUCCAAGUAUUUCCGGUUGCGGCUCAUUUACAAUGACACUAAGUGCGAUUCCGGAGUGGCUGUCGACAGAUUCUUUCAUGCAUUGUACUCGACGAGGAAGAAACCCCUCAUGCCGUUUCUACUCGGCACUGCCUGUUCCGAAGUUACUGAGACACUGGCCAAAAUUGUGCCCUAUUGGAACGUCAUUCAAGUAUCGUUUGGGUCGACGGCACCAGCCCUCUCGGAUUCCAACGAGUUCCCACUGUUUCUGCGUACCGUCGCCCCGGACUCAAGUCACAAUCCCGCCAGGAUAGCGUUGAUCAAACACUUUGGAUGGGACACCGUUACGGCGCUUUCGCAAACAGGCGACAUGUAUUCCUUGGCAGUGAACGAUUUGGUCACGGAACUGGAGCAAGCGAAUAUCACGUGCUCCGCCACCAUCACGUUCGCCGAGAACGAUUACAAGGAGCAGCUGCGAACUUUGAAGGAACUGGACACCAGAAUCAUCAUUGGUAGUUUCUCGACGCAACUGGCGCAACGUGUUUUCUGCGAGGCUUGGAAGCUCGGGAUGCACGGCGGUGAUUAUGCGUGGAUCUUGCCAAGCGACACAAUCGACUUGUCGGAGGUGACGGGCGAUCGGUGGCACGCUGGCGUGGGAGAGUGCUCGCCAUCUCAGCUGUCGCAAACUCUGGACGGUUUAAUCAUCGUGAAGAGCCACGCCACGAUUGUGGGAGACGAGAUCAGCGCGUCGGGAUUGACGAGCGCGAAAUUCAUCUCGGAGCUGGCUAAUAGAGGCGUCACGUACUCGAAAUUCGCGGGGCAAACGUACGACGCCGUGUGGGCCAUGGCGCUCGCCCUCGCCAGGACUGAAGUCCUUCUGAAUCGACAGAACGAGAGUAUGGCGCGGUACACGCACACGAGAAAGGACCUCACCUACCGUUUGCUGGAGCAGCUUAAGCUGCUGCACUUUAUCGGAGUUUCGGGGCCGGUUUCCUUCGAUGACGCGGACCGCGUUGGUGUCACAGCAUUUUAUCAGAUGCACGGACACAAUAUUAGAAGAAUAGCUAUCUACACUCCCGAAGACGGGAAACUGAUAAUGAACUGUCCAGGAUGUGCGCCUACAAGAUGGCCCGGAGGGGGGCAAGUGCCAGCGGCUCGCAGGGUCUGUCGAUUACGAAUGGUGACGAUAGCUCCCGCUGCAUUUCUCACCGUCACCUGCAUCGCCAGCGUCGGCGUUACCUUAGCUCUCGCUUUCUUGGCCUUUAAUCUCCACUUCCGCAAGCACAAAAGCAUAAAACUUUCAAGCCCGAGGCUGAAUAACAUGGCUGCUGUUGGUUGCGGCCUGGUCUACGGUGCUGUAAUACUUUUGGGACUGGACGACGCCACGCUACCCGACAGCGAUGGUUAUUAUCCUGCAGUGUGCACUGCGAGAGUGUACUUAUUGUCGGCCGGAUUCUCCUUGGCUUUCGGCUCAAUGUUCACAAAGACGUAUCGAGUGCACAGGAUCUUCACGAGGAGCCGAAGCGGCGUCGUCAAGAACAAGCUGCUCCAGGACACCCAGCUGAUAAGCUUGAUCUGCGUGCUUCUACUGAUCGACUGUCUCGUGGUGACGCUGUGGGUGACUCUGGAUCCGAUGCAGCGUCACCUGCGAAACCUGACGCUGGAGAUCAGCCCGCAGGAUCGAGGAGUCGUCUACCAGCCGCAGGUGGAGGUGUGCCGUUCGCAGCACACGAACGGCUGGCUGCUCGCUCUCUACGUUUACAAAGGUUUACUGCUGGUAGUCGGGCUCUACAUGGCUUGGGAAACGAGGCACGUCAAGAUUCCAGCUCUCAACGACUCGCAAUACAUCGGCAUGAGCGUGUACCUCGUAGUGAUCACGUCGGGUAUCGUCGUUGUAUUAGCCAAUCUGAUGCCCGACCGCGCGACCUUAGCCUUCGUCACGAUCACUGCUCUGAUCCUGUCCUCUACGACGGUGACCUUGGCGUUACUCUUCCUGCCACAAUUGGCGAAUAUCCUCGCGGGCGAGAGGGCCGAUCCCGUCGUGCAGAGUCUCGGCCUCAAGAUCGAGUGUAAUACCCGCAGAUUCGUCACCGACGACAGGAGAGAAUUACAGUAUCGCGUCGAGGUGCAAAACCGAGUUUAUCGUCGUGAGAUGGCACAGCUGGAACUGGAAUUGGCCAGAUUGGAGAAGCAACUGGCGCAGGAGACGGUGGAGCCGUCACACGGUUCAUCAAGCGCCUCGAUCCCACAACGAAAUCCCAGCAUUGGCGGUGGUCUACCCCUGUUAUUGCUUAGUGUUCUGCCACCGGUUAUUCCCCGUGCUAGUUGGCCAUCCGCGGAUUCGUCUGGCAUUCGUCGCGGUACCGUAGCAUUUAGCAGUCAGCCGGAUCUGGAACCGGACGAUCCCAGGCAGAGCCUGGCGGACCUUUACAAGCUGCACCGUCGCAGAGAAACCGAAGGACCGAAUCGCUUGGGCGUUUUUCAACGUCUCUUCAGUCUCUUCGGCAGCAGACCGAGUAGCAGAAAAACCUCCACCGCAUCGUUCACCGGGGUCGCAUCGGCGCUUCGAGUCCAUAUGGGUUACAUCGCCGGUUUAGUGCCUGGCACGAAGGCCGCCUCUACUUGCCAGGUGGAUGCCCAAGACACCCACUCACCUCAUGCACGAUGCGGUUCAGGACCAAUAAUUAGUAUUACAAGCGAGGAAGAUCGUAGAUUGAGCCUAGGGCUACGUCGUAAGGAAAGUAGCGAGCCUCGAGUAAAUUUCAGUCUACCGCCACAGAUGAGCACAAGUCAGUCAUCCUCUCGAGAGAAGAUACGCGGAUCGCCUCGGUUUCCUCAUCGAAUAAUCCCGGCGAACAGUUUGAGUGCUAUCGCGCAGAGUGCGUUGAUUACAAGACCGCAUCGUUGGCAUUCGAUGGAAGAUGCGACGAAACCGAAAACCACUCAAAUACCAUCUCGCAGCUCUUGCAGUCCCAAUUUUGACGUGUGGGCCACGAGUAGGGUUGGGGUACCUCUCAGCGAAUUCGCCAAUACCGCCCGCAGUAGAAAGCCGCCGGAUUCCUUAGCCCUGACCAUCACCAUGGACUCGAAGAUGAGUCCAGUCGAUACGAGACUAGGCAGCGACUUGAGAAAGCUGUUCAGGGAAAACGACAGCCAGGAAUUGGUCAGUCCCGCCGAAUGCGAGUCGAAAACUGCCCGGUCGAGUUCAUCGUCCUCCUUGUCACAGAAGGCAAUCGGCGUCGCGAGCAAUUCUAUGUCCUCAAAGAACGAUACUACAUCGGAGGCUCGACAUGACGCCGGCUCAAACUUUUGUCAAGAAUCGAAGCCUCGUCCAUCGAGCCCGAUGGUGUCAGUGAUCGAUGUAGAUAACCCAGGGGAGGAGUCGAACUCUGAUGCCGAUAAUCACGUCGGUGCUUCCUACGUGGAGAGGAGGCCGACCGCUGUGUAGUGUGAUACACCGUGUGCACGUGUUUAAAUAUGAACCUUUGAACUAUCUUUGAACUUGUCUAAAUGAUGAAGCUGUCGGUUAAGAGAGACGAUGUUGAGAGAAUAACUUCCAACAGCAUUGAUUUUAUCGCGUUCCUCGCGCAGCAUCGAUUAACGACGUCGGGAGGAGGAAAAUGGGAUAACGAUUCUAUUAAAAGUUUGUAAUUAUUGUAGCCGCUUAGACAAUCCAUGGGUCAAAUUAUAAGACACGUCUAUUUAGAUGUUUCGUGUGAUAGACAGAGGAAGAUUAUCAUGUCAGUGUAACGAAGAACUUAGGAAUACAUUAUCGACUUGCGACACGUCUUCGCAACAAUCCAUGUAUAAUACAUGAAAAUUUACGAUAACACGUUAAAGUAUAACGUCUGUAUUAAGUAGCUUUGAAUUAAUAUUUUAAGGAGCCGGUUAUAGAACUUCAGAUAGAGUCAAUUCGUAAUCCGGGUUUAAACCCAACGAACUAAUGAUAAUGUUGCUAUUAAGGCUCCUGGUUCCACUGCUGCGGAUUGAUGACGUCAGAAGCGAGAAAACGUACGUCAAAAAUUCCUGCGUGCUAUUUCCAAAUAAAAACAUAUUUGCACUUCAGAUCGCUUGAACAUACCUGUAAAAUGAUCCGAAAGAUAUCUUUGUCCCGUGGAAAUCAAUAAAUAAUCCUAAAAUUAACUUGCAGUCCCUUCUUCAUUAGCCUAUCUUUCCUGAUGCUUUUGCCACGUUAAUUUUAAGACUACCUAUUGAUUUUCAAGGGUCAAGUUUACGGAGCAUUUUACAAGUAUGCUCAAGCGAUUUGGUGUUUUUACAUGCAAAUAUGUUCUUGUUUGAAAACUGCACAAAAGAACUUUUGGCAUGCGUUUUGUUGCUUCUGACGUCAUCAAUCCAAAGUAUCACAACAGUGAGAUCAGAAGCCUUAAGAAUUGCCGUCAUAAUUAGUUAUUCAUUAAACAAUGUAACUGAGGGUAGCGAGUCGAAAGCUGUGUGCAGUGGAACGCUAUAAAAUCGGUACUGUCAAUGCCUCUGAGGAGGAACAUAUGGAUAUAGAUCAUCAAAAGAAAGAGACAAUAUAGACAACCGGCUUAACGCGUUAACUUUAUUCGCGCCCAAUUUGACAAAUUAAUAGAGUGUGAUUGUGCGAGAACUCCAUGAAGUUGCGUUGCGUGUGAAUAUAGAUUUCUCGUUCCCAAUGCCCAAAUGCGAGGAUCACGGACCAAUCGCAAUAUAAUCUCAAUCAUGUGUGUUCGUUAGUAACUGUGCCAAAAGAAAAGCAAAUUAGGACUCGUAAGGGUGUACAACGUUUGUCUUGGCGGAUCGUAAAUGGGACCAACGCUCACGAUAUCCUUCCUUUCGAGUGUUUUCGUUUCUGGCGAAGUAAUUUCAAUCAUUUCGAUCCGACGUGAGUCGUCAUAAGAAAGAUAAUGAGUGUCGCGCUAAUAAUGACAAGGAGAAAUAAGAAAAACGAAAGUACAGAAAACGCCGACGUCCUACAAAAUGUUUAACUCACGAUUAAUUGCACUCAUUAAUUAUCCGAAUAUUUAGGAUACUUCCGCAAAACCGAGAGAUAACUCUCAAAGCGUUUCAGAAGACAAACCAUGAAUAUCCUUACGGGGCCACAAUCAAAGUGUUCAGUGCCCCAAACCUUUUCUCUAAUAUGCGUUUCAUGUGAAAUGAAAAUAUAUCAGUUCGAAGUAAAACGACUUAACGUAAAAACGCCAUGUUUUGUUUGUAAAAUGUGAUGUUGAUUGAGACAUACCGAUAUUUUCAUGCCACCGAGCACUAACGUAUAUAUAUCGUAAUAUAUAUAAAUAUAUAUUACGUAAUAAUAAUAAAUAUAACGUAAUAUAUAUAAAUAUGUAGAUAAAAUAAAUAUGGCAAGGACAUAUCCAUGCGAAAGGAUUUCCUUCCGAAAUCUUGCUAUCCGAUUAAUUUCGUUAUUCGGAUAUCUCGAUGUGUCAAUCAUUAAAACUUUAUCAACUAAGGAAUAAUAAGCAUUGUCUGUGCAAAUGAGAAUGAUA